Lineus longissimus is the source of this 529-nucleotide messenger RNA. RefSeq names its product proteasome assembly chaperone 3-like. The transcript is spliced from 4 exons. Gene Ontology annotation, biological process: proteasome assembly. The record is from RefSeq and is a predicted model, not a curated record. Bases 7 to 375 code for a protein of 122 amino acids. Lineage: Eukaryota; Metazoa; Nemertea; Pilidiophora; Heteronemertea; Lineidae.
UUCAAUAUGGCAGCGCCCAUGACAAAAUUUUCUGUUCCAGUAAAACAGAAUGCUGCCCUCAUCAAUGAUAUCCACACUGAAGUUGUGUGUUCAAAUUAUAAUGAUGUAGCGUUUAUUAUUGUCACACAGUAUCAAAAGAUGGGCACAUUAAUGGAUAUAACAAAAGAUGUGGUGCUGGAAGACAGAGGCGAUGCCACCUACACAACAAAAGUGCUUUUAGGGAAAGACGAGCCAAUUCUUCAUGUUAUCGCAAAACAGAUAGUCACUAAAAUCAACCUGAAGAAGCCAGUGCUGUUGUCGUUAGCUUUGAAGGACACAUCACGAGAGACAUUACGAGCAAUACUUGGACUGUUAGAAAAGGCAACAGUGUGGUGAAAAGAUACUUGGACUUUUACAAAGACAGUGUCAUGCUAAACUGGAGGAGUUCAAAGCCACAGAUGCAUUUUAAUUCGAAGAACGUGAUUGGUGAACCCUCACUCUUUUCGUAAAGAUUUAUGUAAAUAGAACUAAUAAAUAGUUUUGUAUAAGA